UAUAAAGUUUAAAAAUCAAACCAAUGAGCAAAUUAUGUUCAUAAAUCCUUUCAAGCUUCAUCAUCUUCUUAUAUAUAGACAAGACAGGAUAGCGUUAUAAGGGUUGGAAUUUCGAUCUCAUCAAUGAUCAGCGAAUCUUGAUGAUCGUCGAUUAGCUAUUCAACACCUGUAAAAUAUCCGAGCGUUUCACACCUAAUUACUUUCCCAAAUAUUACCAGUAAAAAUAUUAAAAAUAUAUUUUAUAAAAAAACCUUAAAAAACACCAUAAGCUAAAAACAUGAGGCGACUCAGCCCCUCUAAUUCACAGAAAUGCAGGGUGAUGAAGCCAGACUCUUGCUAAGUUUCCCCUCUAAUCGCUGCCCUACUCAGAUUGAAGUUGCUUAUAGAAAGAAAGUAUGGGAGUUGCAUCUUGACUUGUUUCCAGUUCAGCAAAAGCCUUUGGCGGAGUCUAAGUUCAAGUUGGACUCAUGCAAUGUUUUGAGGAAUAAAGUAAGCAAGCUCUACCUUUGAGGGAUAUGCAACAGCCUUGUGAUAUGAAGUUUCUGCUCUUGUGCUACUGAACAAAUGGUUGAAGAGAUGGCCCCACUUCGUUCCAUAGGAUAUGUUGAUCCUGGGUGGGAGCAUGGAACUGCUCAAGAUGAAAGGAAGAAGAAGGUUAAAUGCAACUACUGCGGGAAAGUAGUCAGUGGUGGAAUAUUUAGAUUGAAGCAACAUUUAGCCAGAUUGUCUGGUGAAGUUACUCAUUGUGAAAAGGUUCCUGAAGAAGUAUGCUUGAAUAUGAGAAAAAAUCUGGAAGGAUGUCGUUCUGGUAGAAAACGGAGGCAAUUUGAUUAUGAACAAGCUGCUUUAAGUAUCCAAUCUAAUGAGUACAGCGAUGGAGAAGAUGCUUCCGCAAGUUAUAAACACAAAGGCAAGAAAGUGAUGGGUGACAAGAACUUGGUUAUCAAGUUUACCCCUCUUCGGUCAUUAGGAUAUGUAGACCCAGGAUGGGAGCAUUGUGUUGCUCAAGAUGAGAAGAAGAGAAGAGUAAAAUGCAACUAUUGUGAAAAAAUAAUAAGUGGGGGCAUCAAUCGGUUUAAGCAACAUCUUGCUAGGAUCCCUGGAGAAGUUGCCUACUGCGAGAAGGCACCUGAAGAGGUAUAUCUAAAAAUCAAAGAAAACAUGAAAUGGCACCGAACUGGCAGAAGGCAUCGGAAACCUGAUACCAAGGAGAUAUCCACGUUCUACAUGCACUCAGAUAAUGAGGAUGAAGGUGGAGAGGAGGAGGGGUAUUUGCAAUGCGUAAGCAAGGAUAUAUUGGCUAUAGAUGAUAAAGUUUCUGACAAUGAUAUUAGAAAUAAUGUCAGAGGUAGAUCUCCUGGUAGUAGUGGUAACGGUGCUGAACCACUACUCAAAAAAUCAAGACUGGAUUCAGUAUUUUUGAAGUCCCUGAAAAGCCAGACAUCAGCACACUACAAACAACCAAGGGCUAGAACAGGCUUUGAGAAGAAAACUCACAGAGAAGUGAUAUCUGCCAUCUGCAAAUUCUUUUACCAUGCAGGAAUCCCUUCUAAUGCAGCUAACUCUCCAUAUUUCCAUAAAAUGCUGGAACUGGUUGGUCAGUACGGGCAAGGUUUGCAAGGUCCUUCGAGUCGACUGAUAUCUGGUCGUCUCCUUCAGGAGGAAAUUGCUAAUAUUAAGGAGUACUUAGUGGAGCUUAAGACAUCUUGGGCGAUCACUGGUUGUUCUGUUAUGGCUGACAGUUGGAACGAUGCACAGGGGAGGAUGCUGAUAAACUUUUUGGUCUCUUGCCCUCGGGGUGUUUAUUUUCUCUCUUCUGUUGAUGCAACUGAUAUCAUAGAAGAUGCAGUUCAUCUCUUCAAGUUGUUAGACAAAGCAGUGGACGAGGUUGGCGAGGAAUAUGUAGUCCAGGUGAUUACUAGGAACACUUUGAGCUUCAGGAAUGCUGGAAAGAUGCUUGAAGAGAAAAGGAGAAAUUUAUUUUGGACACCUUGUGCCGUCUAUUGUAUUGAUAGAAUGCUUGAGGAUUUUGUGAAUAUAAAAUGGGUGGGAGAAUGCGUAGAUAAAGCAAAAAAAGUGACAAGGUUUAUUUAUAACAACACCUGGUUGUUGAAUUUUAUGAAGAAAGAAUUUACCAAGGGACAGGAACUUCUUCAGCCUGCUGUUACAAAAUUUGGCACCAACUUUUUCACUUUACAGAGUUUGUUGGACCAGAGGGUUGGUCUUAAGAGAAUGUUCCAAUCGAAUAGAUGGCUUUCAUCCCGCUUUUCCAAAUCAGAUGAAGGAAAAGAGGUUGAAAAAAUUGUCUUAAAUGUCUCAUUUUGGAAGAAAAUGCAGUAUGUGAAGAAAUCCUUUGAACCAGUUGCUGAAGUUCUUCAAAGGAUAGGUAGUGACAAAAUCCGAUCAAUGCCGUUUAUAUAUAAUGACAUCUGUAGAACAAAGCUUGCAAUUAAAGCCAUUCAUGGUGACGAUGUUCGUAAAUAUGGACCUUUCUGGAGUGUGAUUGAAAGUAAUUGGAGUUCAUUGUUCCAUCAUCCUCUUUAUGUUGCUGCAUACUUUCUCAAUCCAUCCUAUCGUUAUCGCCCAGAUUUUUUGAUGAAUCCUGAAGUAUUUCGUGGUCUAAAUGAGUGUAUUGUUCGGUUGGAGGCAGACAACGGGAAAAAGAUUGCUGCAUCCAUGCAGAUACCUGAUUUUGUGUCGGCAAAAGCUGAUUUUGGAACUGAUCUGGCCAUAAGUACUAGAAGCGAACUUGAUCCAGCCUCAUGGUGGCAACAACAUGGGAUAAGUUGCUUGGAGCUGCAACGAAUUGCCAUACGCAUACUGAGCCAGACAUGUUCAUCAAUCGGGUGUGAGCAUAACUGGAGUGCUUUUGAUCAGGUUCACAUCAAAAGACACAACUGUUUGUCUCGGAAGAGAUUGAAUGACCAGACCUAUGUUCACUACAACUUGAGACUAAGAGAACGCCAACUAGGAAGGAAGCCGGAUGAGUUGGUUUCCUUUGACAGUGCCAUGUUAGAAAGUGUAUUAGAUGACUGGCUUGUGGAGACAGAGAAGUUAGCCAUGCAUGAAGAUGAGGAGAUCAUCUAUACUGAGGUGGAACAAUUUUGCGGAGAUGAUAUGGAUGAACAUGAGAGUGAAGAAAAGAGACCUGCGGAAAUGGUCACAAUAGCUGGUUUUAUUGAACCUUUGGAUGUUAUCCCUUCUGCUGGAGGUGUUACUACCGAUGAUGAUGGUCUCGAUUUUCUUGAUGAUGAUUUGACGGAUUAGUUUUUAUCUUCAAUGUGGCUCAUCAAAACUUGGAGUAAGCCAUGAGAUAUCUAUUUCCAGUAACUGGAUAUUAAUAGAAAGAAAAGUAAUUUGGCGUUGUCAAAAGACAGAUUCUUAUAUUGUAAUUUGUUGUGCCAUAUAUCAUUUUGGAAGUAUUAAUAUUUCACCAACAUUAUUUCAAAUUUACUUUUCUUUUGAUGCCAAUUCUUUAGUAGGUCAGCUCAUCUGUCUGCAUCAAUCCCCACAAUCGGUACCGUCUACCUUAUACAGCCUCCUUAACACUGUUAUGGUUGCCAAUUUUAUUUUUCUCUCUUAGUACAUGAUUGUCUGGCAUUUUCCAAUUUACUUUACUAGAACUCCUGUUAUCUUGAUGAUGAUAAUUUCUCUUCUUGAUCUUGCAGCAUUCUCUUUAAACAUUGCAGCUUUUUCUUUUCAUUCACAUUUUAUAGGUUGGUCAUCUGUUAUCCUAAAUUCGCUCUUGUAGGUGAGUGCAUAGUGCCUGCAUCAAUCGGUCAUAAUUGGUAUUAUAUACCCUCUUCUUUGCAUCCUCACAACACUCAUCUUUUUCAUCUCUUAGCUCUUGAUGGGUUCGUAGUUUUUGGUAUUAUGCCAAUGAUAAAAAUUCUCUUGGUGAUUAUUUUGGCAUUUUUCACCCUUUUUCUUUUCACUGACCUUUUCUAGGACCAUCUUUUUAUCCUUACUCCUACAUAGAAGGCUUGUAUUCUUGAAGAGUUUGCUAGCCCCAUUGGAAACCUUCUAUCUUUAUAUAAUUAUAUUUACAUUGGUUGAGUGAAAACAUGACAAUAACGUUUAUUUUUUUCAUGCUCUUGAAAUUCCAUGUUAUGAUUGUCACAGGUACUGAGGGAGAAGGUUCAUUUCAGCUACAUGUUCACACGUAUGAACAGUGGUACGAAAGGCUUGUGGGGGAAGAAGAAAUAAUGUUUUGAUUCAGAUUCCUUAUGGUCUUAAUUGUUCUAGGAACCAUUUAACUUGGGUGAUUAAAUCCUACCAGGACUUGUAGAAAGCAAAAAGCGAAACGUCCUCGCAAUCCAUUCCUCCCCUUCGUGGACCAAGUUUCUGAGCCGGAGAUUGUGCUGUUUUUAUCGUGAAAUCAAUGCAAAAGCUUCAACCAAUGUGAGCCCUCGUCUGUAUUGAAUGAGCUAUCAAGUAUUGGCACAGGUUUCAAUUCUGCCUUAUCUUAAACUGUCCAAAUGUUGGCAUGCAAAAUCUUCUCUAAGCCAAUGUCUUAAGUUCAUGCAUCCAUGCAUCUGGUUCUUAUACAACUCUUUGGACACUAAUAAUAGUGGAAUGAUCAUUGAGGUACAUUUAGUAUUGAAGUUUGGUCGUAUGUAGACGGGGAGUACGGUAUCCGUUGCCAUAUGGAAACUGCAACGGAAGUGUUACACAAAAUUCCCAAAUUAGCCUUCUGCUGAAUGGGUUUGAAAUAUAAUCAACAAAGUUAAAAUA
This is a messenger RNA of Gossypium arboreum, 4734 nucleotides long. RefSeq lists its product as uncharacterized. Gene Ontology annotation, molecular function: DNA binding; protein dimerization activity. The record is from RefSeq and is a predicted model, not a curated record. The coding region runs from base 565 to 3267 and encodes 900 amino acids. Lineage: Eukaryota; Viridiplantae; Streptophyta; Magnoliopsida; Malvales; Malvaceae. The transcript has 11 exons.